Exophiala aquamarina CBS 119918 is the source of this 1644-nucleotide messenger RNA. RefSeq lists its product as uncharacterized. The coding region runs from base 1 to 1644 and encodes 547 amino acids. The record is from RefSeq and is a predicted model, not a curated record. Lineage: Eukaryota; Fungi; Ascomycota; Eurotiomycetes; Chaetothyriales; Herpotrichiellaceae. The transcript has 4 exons.
AUGGCUGCCGCAAUCAAUGAGUCUGCUCCGCUCCUUCCACAGCACAACUCCCCCAAUCAUUCUCCAUCAAGACCUGGCCUGCGUCAACAAAGAACCGUAACAUUCAACCCUCUAACUUCAGUCAGCACCCAAUCCGGGGCAACAUCAUCGGGAUCACUCAGGCCUAUGCAAAGCCCUUCUGCCGCUUUGGGUGGUGCUAGCCAAUCUCGCGAACAACAGCCCAUGCUCAGUGCGCUGAAUUCCAAGUUGCGCCGAAGAAAUAGCCAUGGCGCUCCCCUUCCAACAACUCAACCUUUUACGCCCGCUCCUCGUUCUGGCGCUCAGAGAACAACCAAAACCACUGAGAAGCUCAAGAUCCUACCCAAUCCGGAGCUUGACGAAGAAGAUCCCGACGAAGAGAGUGGUAGAGAUGUCUAUUCCCAAUUUACUCGAAUCAAAGACCCAACAGCGAGGAGAGAUGCUGCUAGACUUGGGAAGGCAGAUAGGGACCGACUGCCCCGAGUGACUGCAUAUUGUACGGCCCAGGGUUACCGUCUGGAGGGCAUCAUGAAGUUCUUGAAAUCUCGGGCAAGAACGAGAGGCGCCAAUCCCAAACUGUUUGAUGAAUGCAUAUACAGUCCCUACGAUUAUGACUUCCUCAAGAAAAACGAUAAGCACAAGGCAGAUGGAAGAAGUACAAGCCCAAUUCAAGAACGACUGGCCAGGGUUAUGGCCAGCCCGAGGAUAGGACCAGCAGAAAGGAGAUAUUCAGACAGCGCAGUUGAGGUCGAGGACAAUAAAAAACAUAGGAGAGACGACCUCAUAGAUUUACAGGAUGAACUGGGCCCGCCAGAUCCACUUACGGAGGAAUCUGCACUUGCCAUUACCGCCUCUCACUCAUCCACUGACUUAAGGCACCCAGAAAGCGAUGAAAUGCAUCAACGUACCAAUUCAGAGCUUUCAACAACGGUACAUAUUCCAGAGGUAUUCGUCUUUGAUUACGGCACAGUUGUCAUUUGGGGCAUGACCUUACAGCAGGAGCAACGAUUCUUGAAUGACAUGGCCAAGUUUAUUGAAGCACCCCUACCCACUGAGAGUGUGCAGGCUGAGAACUUCAAUUUCUAUUAUACGAAAGAAUAUCAAGCACGGAUAUACAACGAUUUCAUCAGUCUGAGGGAACCCCGAAACCAUAUGAUCAAGAUUGCCAUCAGCCACGCACUGUCGCAGAGUGUGAAGACCAGCUUGUUCGAGGACCUAGUUGGCGAGACAAUCGAAACCACGAGUCCUCUUCCAGCCCUGAUAGCACAGACUGGAAGUGUCAAUCUCACCAGACGGCAGCUGAACAUGCAGAUUGGAGAACUUUUCAUCUUGAGAAUCAAUAUCCAUUUACAAGGCAGCGUACUGGACAGCCCCGAAUUAAUGUGGGCCGAACCUCACCUUGAGCCUGUCUACGCUGCUGUACGGAGUUACCUGGAGAUUGAGCAACGAGUCGGACUUCUAACGGAAAGGCUGGAUGUUAUUGCUGAUUUGUUGGCUGUGCUCCGAGAACAGGGAAGCAGGAGACACGGCGAAGUUCUGGAAUGGAUUGUUAUUGUCCUCAUCGCUGCUGAAAUUCUCGUUGCGGCAAUCAACAUUGUCGUCGAUCUCUACGCGGGCGUGGAUUGA